This is a messenger RNA of Malaclemys terrapin pileata, 3678 nucleotides long. RefSeq names its product solute carrier family 35 member B2 (gene SLC35B2). The record is from RefSeq and is a predicted model, not a curated record. Gene Ontology annotation, cellular component: endoplasmic reticulum membrane; Golgi membrane. The coding region runs from base 1020 to 2363 and encodes 447 amino acids. The transcript is spliced from 4 exons. Gene Ontology annotation, molecular function: 3'-phosphoadenosine 5'-phosphosulfate transmembrane transporter activity. NCBI's taxonomy places the organism in Eukaryota, Metazoa, Chordata, Testudines, Emydidae. Gene Ontology annotation, biological process: transmembrane transport.
GGAGGCAGCGAGCAGGUUUCAGGGAGUCUGCCAAGCAUGGCUGGUAUUAGACUCAUUAGGACCCACGGCAGAAAGCCCCACUGUGCAGGACUGCAGCGCCAGGGCCCCAAGCCCCACCACCCGGGGCUAACGCCGAAGCCUGAGCAACUUAGCUUCGCGAUGCCCCCUGUGGCAUGGGGCCCUGGGCAGUCGCCCUGCUUGCUAUCCCCUAAUGCUGGUCUUAGCAGAAAACCAGUUGUUGUGGCACAGGUGGGCCGUGGAGUUUGUAUAGCAUGUUGGGGGUCCUCAGAAAGGAAAAGGUUGAGAACCCCUGUGCUGAAGGAAGGAGUAAUUCAAGGGAUCCUCCUAAGAAUGGCUCCUCUGGUGGUAUAUAACACCUAGAUCAGGACUGGCUGGAGCUAGAUUUCCCUGGGCUCAGCCGUCAUUCAGACUUUAGUCUCCAAGCUUUUCCCUCCUCCUAGGGUAUUCUCCAGGGUCCCCAUGGCCUGGCUAGGACUCUCCCAGGCCUGAUCACUGCAAAGGGGCAGCUUUUUUCAAAAGAGCUCAGCAUGCUCAUUUGUGGCCAGAUGGUCAAGUGCUCAGCUCCCACUGAGGAACCAGAGUCCGGAGCAUAUUUUCUGUAGCACUCCAUUCCCACUGUGAUGCUUAUGGCCUGAUUUUCUAUAAGGCACUGAGCCCUUUUGGAAAAUCUGGCCCUAAUAGACAAAUAAAAAAAGACCGAAUGCUGGUAACUUGGCACCACCUGUUAGUUCGGGGGUGGAGGAGCCUAACCCUCCCCACCCCCCAACCUUUGAAGCAAGAAAUGUUCCCCACCAGAUCAGAGUGCCCCCUCACAUGCCAGAGAAGCCCAAGGCCUCCUGGAGCCAGGCCCUUCCCUUGUUGACUGAGUGAUGUUGACACCCUCUGUUCCACCACCGCAGGAGUGUCCUGCUGGUAAUACUCUGCACAGGGAGCUAGAUAAAGUCUGCCAAGUUCACCGUGGCCCUGAAGGCUGCUGAGGGAGAGACUUGUUGCAGCCCAUGCGUCCCCCUCCAGGCUCCAUGCUGCUGGCAGAUCAGGCUCUGUCAAGGUUGUGCCUGGCUGUCGUGCUGGCCGCUCUCCCCACCAUGGCUGCCAAUGAAGUGGUAUCGGCCGCCUUACAGGACUCCUGGGGGGACUUCUGGCUCUUCCGUUUCUUCCUUAAUGCUGCGGGCUAUGCGAGCAUCAUGGUGCCAGGGUUUCUGCUCAUCCAGUACUUCAAGAGAAAGAAUUACCUGGAGACAGGCCGUGGCAUUUGCUUCCCCGUCAUCAAGUCGUGUGUCUUUGGCAGCGAGGCCAAGUCCGCACACCCAGAUGACAUCUCCCUGGCGGCCCGGAAUGAGACCAUGGAGUCCUCGACGGCCCAGCAGAUCCUCAAGCUGCUCUUCUGUGCUGCUGGCCUUCAGGCUUCCUACCUGACGUGGGGCGUCCUCCAGGAGCGGGUCAUGACCCGAACAUAUGGGGCCACCGAGACAGAUCCUGGUGAGAAGUUCAAAGAUUCCCAAUUCCUCGUCUUCAUGAACCGGAUCCUGGCCUUCACCGUAGCCGGCCUGUACUGUGCCCUGACCAAGCAGCCGCGCCACGGCGCCCCCAUGUACAAGUAUUCCUUUGCCUCACUCUCCAACAUCCUCAGCAGCUGGUGCCAAUAUGAGGCACUCAAGUACAUCAGCUUCCCUACCCAGGUGCUGGCCAAGGCCUCCAAGGUGAUCCCGGUCAUGCUGAUGGGCAAGCUGGUGUCGCGCAAGAGCUACGAGUACUGGGAGUACCUGACGGCGGUGCUUAUCUCGGUGGGGGUCAGCAUGUUCCUGCUCUCCAGCGCCCCCACCAAGCACCUCUCCACCGUCACCACCUUCUCAGGGGUGGUCCUCCUGGCCGGCUACAUCGUCUUCGACAGCUUCACCUCCAACUGGCAGGACGCCCUCUUCACCUACAAGAUGUCCCCGGUGCAGAUGAUGUUUGGGGUGAACGUCUUCUCCUGCCUCUUCACAAUGGGCUCGCUUCUGGAGCAGGGCGCCCUGCUGGAGUCGGCCCGCUUCAUGGCCCGCCACUCCGAGUUCGCGGCCCAUGCCAUGCUGCUGUCCAUCUGCUCCGCCUUUGGCCAGCUCUUCAUCUUCUACACCAUCAAUCAGUUUGGGGCGGCCGUCUUCACCAUCAUCAUGACGCUGCGCCAGGCUUUUGCCAUCCUGCUCUCCUGCCUCAUCUACGGGCACGCCAUCACCGUGGUGGGCGGGCUGGGUGUGGCCGUGGUCUUUAUGGCUCUCUUCCUGCGCGUCUAUGCCCGCAGCCGCAUGAAGAAGCGUAGCAAGAAGCUGCCCGCCGGCGAGGUCCCAGUGCAGAAGGUUUAGGGGCCAUGGGACAGACCAUGCCCUCCUCCCCUCUCCCACUGCAGGGCACUUGCUUUAUUUCUCUUCUCUUCGUGAACCUAUUGAGGAGAGGAGGAGAAACAAUGACUCCCUUUGCCAACUGCUUUUCCUGGACAAGGAGCUGGAGAGGGCUUGGAGGAAGCGAGGUGCUUUCUGGGCCUCCACCACACCUUUCUCCUGUUGCCUUAAUAGGUCUGAGUAUUUCACUUCCCUGAGAUCACCCCAGGAACAGAGCAGGGGGCAGGUCUAGUUCCCAGGAGUGCAGCGGGGUUAACUCCUGCCCUAGCUCCAUCUGGUACUCGGGGCUUCUCUUGAAGAUUAUUUAUGAACAAGGGAGCUUUAUUCCCUGGCACUUUCUUGUCUCCAGCUUCACUCCCCAUUUCUUUCCUCACUACAGAGCCGAUAGUAAGAGAACGGCAAGAAAACACUAUCAUUUUUCUUUACAAAUACGUAUGAUUGAGAGAGAAGCUCCAGUCUCAGCCUGCCCCAGCAGCAGGUGGUGUAGGGAGCAGGGCAGGAGUGCUGGCUGGACCGGGGGGCAGCUCUCAGCUACAUCAGUCCCUGCCUUUCCCAGCAGGAGGCGUUGUAGGGAACGGGGCAGGAGCAUGGGGCCUCCCUAGCUACAUUGCUACACAGCAGCUCUUUUACCAGCCCUGGUAUGCAGUCUGGAUUUGUGGCAGGUGCCUCUUGAAGAGUAGCCUUGUCCUUGCUGGCUUGGCAGGUCAUGCACUACGCUGCCCCUGCUGGGAGCCUUCUCCAUUUCUGUCUCCUGGCCUGGCCCUUCUGCUCCAUUCUGUUCGCGUUUUGUGCUGCUUUUCCUUUCUUGUUUACGUUUACUCUUGUCAUAGGUUUGAACUAGAACUCCCAGGAUCCCCUAAGGGCGCUUUCUGCUCUCUGGCUUCGGGGAUUUAUAAUUGGCUCCUGCCCUUCAGAAAAGCACAAAGAUCCCCUUCCUGGGAUAUCCCUCCUCGUUUCUCCUUUUUCCUGCCAGCAGGAGGUGCCAGCACCAGCCCACUCAGCAGCCUAGCUAGGGCUUUGUGGUACGCAGCGGUCCCGGAGACAGGACAAAGCCCAGCCCAGCUCAGGUUCCUUUUCCCUGCACAUGGCUGUUCUCAAUCCUGGAUGCAGGGAGCCACUUGCCCUGGCUCCACCUCGGGAACCUGGGUUUGACCCAGUAACGGUUUUGUUUCCAAACAGACCAGGCCCCCCCAUCUGCUAGGGGAAUGGUUUGGGUACUUUUAAAAUGCAACUUGGUCUCUUUUUAUUUUAUUAAAUUAAAAAGCUGCUGCAAACAGUG